Molecule: messenger RNA, 2123 nt
Organism: Elaeis guineensis (African oil palm)
Lineage: Eukaryota; Viridiplantae; Streptophyta; Magnoliopsida; Arecales; Arecaceae
Source: RefSeq, a predicted model, not a curated record
GGUGUAAGUAAUGUAGAAUAACGAGAAUUUCGAACUUUGGGGAAAAAAACGCUUGGAGAGGGGGGGGAGAGAGAUUGAGAGAUAGAGCGCGCCCAAUCUAGCGUCAUUCUCUGUAUUUCCUCGCCUCGAUUAGAUUCGGUUUUAGAUCCCAUCUUACAGACUCCAGCGCUCCGUUCGCCCAGUUUCUUCGGUCGUUGGGUUUUGUGAGAGCAUUGCUGUAACAAACAGUUUUAGAGAAUGAUGGAAUAAUGGCUGCUGCAGAAGCAAGGGCUGCUUGGCAGCGUGCUGCAAAUCGUUGCCUAGUCCAGGAAGAUGCAAAGAGAGCUCCAAAGUUAGCCUGCUGCCCAUCAUCAUCUGUGCUGCAGAAUGAUUCAAGCAAUGACAAUGCAACAAAUGCACAAGAUCAUUCUGCCCCAUAUUUUAUGCCUUUAAACUGGAAUCCCAUGAAUUCUAAUCUUCCACUGGAUGCUAAAUGGUGGCUCCAGCUGCAACCCAACUUUGGUCACCAAAAGGGCUAUGUAUGUGAACAGCCAAAUUUCUUAGAAGAUGAACUUGAUGAGAUGAGAGCGGAAACUACAGUCCCAACAAGUAAGUUUACUGAAGAGCCGUUGCUGGGUGAAUCAAUGGACAUUGAUCUUAAAGUAAAUGAAUGCUUUCUGGAGUCUCCAUGUAUGGUAUCUACAGCUUCUAUGAGGCACUAUUCUGAAUCUGGAGUCCAAGAGAUGAAGACAGUAACCAGUUGCCCACAGCAACCACUAAAGCAUAAGGUAGAUAUGAGUGAUUAUCUUUACAGGGAUGAGGAGCUGCUGGAUUGGAAGCCUGUUGAUCAGUUGAUUUCAAAGAAACAAGAGAAGGUUUCUUCAGACCUCAAAACACCAUGGGCAGGAGGUAACAAGAGUGAGCCCUGGUGGCGGAUAUCUGACAAAGAUGAGUUGGCUUCAUUGGUUGCCCAAAAAUCACAGCAGCAUAUUGAGAACUGUGAUCUGCCAAGGCCCACCCAGACGGUACAUGUUAGCGGGAAUCCAUUUGGUUGUCUUGAGAAUUUAGAUGCUAAUGGGAUGUUUGCAUCAACAUUAGGGCAAAAGUUGCAUGCUGGCAUAUGCAGUCCCUUUGAUCAUGCACAAAAUACUUCGUCUUCUGGGAGUUUGGAUGAUAAGAAUUGGUCUUCUGGUGGAGGCUAUUUGCUACAUGAUACUGCAAAACUGUACAGCGGUGACCAAGGUUAUUGUACAACCGAAAAUGAUUCACCAGAAAGCAAGCAGAUAGCAGAGGGUGACCCAAGCAGGGCUCAGCUGUUGGAAGCACUCUGCCAUUCACAAACCCGAGCAAGGAAAGCUGAAAUGGCAGCCCAAAAAGCCUAUGAUGAGAAGAACCACAUCAUCAAGCUACUGUUCAGACAAGCUUCUCAUCUAUUUGCAUACAAGCAGUGGAUACACAUGUUACAGUUAGAGAGCUUAUGUCUCCAGCUCAAGAUCAAAGACCAUCCGAUCUCAACACUCUUCCCUGUCCUGCCAUGGAUGCCUUUGAAGGGGACACCUUCAAGCAAAGAUAGGAACACAAGGAGGAAAGGGAGGAAUCAGGCGACGUGUAAUAUCUGCAAGUAUGUGGUUGUCUUUGCUUUCGGACUGGGUUUGGCUGGUGCAGGUUUGCUCUUGGGAUGGACCCUGGGCUGGUUACUGCCAACUCCUGAGAUUCCCUCACUGUUUAAAACUGGUAAGUAGUGACUCAGAAUUUCAAAUCCAUGCCCGCUGGAUUUGUAUGGUUGCAGUUGAGCAAUUGCAUUGAAGGCUAAUAUUUAUGGGGUAGUGCCACAAAGUUUGGGUUCAAAGCAUGCCAUGUGGUGGUUCAUGUUGUGUGUUUAUCCACUAAAGGUUUUCAUCUGUUAAUGUACAUAACAUAAGCAGUACCUAGUGUACAUAUGUGUUGAGACCUAGAUGACUGCACUUGCGCAAUGAUAUCCAUGCAGGAUGAUGAAACUUUACGGUCAAGCAGGCAGUGAAAUAUGUCCUUCACACCUUUCGUGAUACUAUUUCUGCAUCAUUUUUAUCACAUUUGCUUGCAUGCAUUGCCUGUGGAUCUUUUAAAAGGAAGCAAAUAUGUCAUCAAGUCAUUGGUUUGAUGCA